This is a messenger RNA of Eutrema salsugineum, 720 nucleotides long. RefSeq lists its product as uncharacterized. Bases 111 to 542 code for a protein of 143 amino acids. Gene Ontology annotation, biological process: mitochondrion organization. Lineage: Eukaryota; Viridiplantae; Streptophyta; Magnoliopsida; Brassicales; Brassicaceae. The transcript is spliced from 5 exons. Gene Ontology annotation, cellular component: nucleus; mitochondrion. The record is from RefSeq and is a predicted model, not a curated record.
CGUCUCCCUUCAUAAAUAAAUUACCGCCUCCGGAAUUGAGGACGCAUAUCAGCUUUUUUGCAAUCUUCUCCUCUGUUUUCAUUUCUUCGCCGUCUUUCUCUAUACACAAAAUGGGUCGCCGUAGCUCAGGAGGAAGAUCUGCUCCUCGUCCUCGCCCUGCUGCUGCACGCAGCCCUGCGCCUCAACCUGUACACCGUGCACCUCCUCCAGCUCCAGCUCAGGCGAGCAGUGGUGGUGGCAUGCUUUCCGGCAUUGGUUCAACUAUAGCUCAGGGUAUGGCUUUUGGUACCGGAAGUGCAGUUGCACAUAGGGCUGUGGAUUCUGUGAUGGGCCCACGAACCAUUCAGCAUGAAGCUGUUGAGGCUGCCUCUGCGUCCGCAGCUCCUGCGAGCAACAACAUGUUUUCGAGUUCCUGUGACAUUCAUGCUAAGGCUUUCCAAGAUUGCAUCAGCGGCUAUGGAAGCGAGAUUAGCAAGUGUCAGUUCUACAUGGACAUGUUGACUGAGUGCAGGAAGAACUCCAGUUCCGGUAUUGGUGCCUGAAGUUUCAUUUCUUUUCUCUCAAAAUUAUUCAGCUCUAAUAUGCUGAGAAUUUGGAUAUCCUCAAAUAACAAUUUAUUUCCAGAACCAGAAACUGCAAAAGUUUGAAGUCUUUGUGGUUUUCGAUUGUAAGACUUUGGGUUCUUUCCCUUUCUUAAUCAAAUAAUGCAUUAUUGAUAAU